AGUAUCGCGGUGACCAGUUCCCGAGGAAAACCGGAAGAAUCGAAGCGCCGCCGAGGUGUCCCACAUGAACAAUCCGGGAGCUGAAAAAUGGCGACCGAUGGCCAUAUCAAAUCCGUCCACCAAGUUGCGGAUGGCGAGAUCCAUGCCCCAUUGGGUUAUGGCGCAGCAGCAACAGCGAGAAACGGAUCAGCAGCAACAUCGACCCCCAACGCCCCCAAAAAUUCCACCACCGUCGCUCUCGGGGGAUUGUGGUGACCCCGACUACGAGAUCAUCGAGUUCCCGACCCAGAAACCACCCUCGACACCCCAGUGGAACGUCGGUAAGUGCGCCCUGUGCGGCACCGAGAACGUGUUUGCGCGAUGCGACACGUGCCACGAGAACUUCUGCGAGGCCUGCGACGACAUGAAUCACAAGCAUCCGAAGCGGAAGGGCCACGUUCGCAGGAGGAUCCUGACCGACAACGCGUGCAGGAGCAGACCGCCGCUUCCCCCUAAAGGGGAGAACCUGUCGUAUCCGCCGCCGGUGCCACCGCCGCGAAGACAUCGCAAGGCCACUCAGGUAGGCUGCAUCCUCGCCUGAAACUGCGUCCGUGAAAUCUUGUUCCAGGCAAGAUCGUUCGUGCGAGUCCUACCGCACGAAUCCUACCCCAGCCAAGGAUCCUCUCUCGGAAACCAUUCGAGCUCGAUGGAGAUCGGGUUGCGACUGGCGAAUUUCGACCAUCGAGCUUUCCAUCUCUCGGCGACUUUGGAUCGCCGAGAUUGGAUCGGUUACUGACUCACGGAAGCUGUUUUAUCGUCCUUUAUCCAACCUCGUCUCCGUCGCGCCGGAUGCUCGUCGAGUCGAAAUGCUUUCCCCCUCCUGACGAACAAAAUGCCACGAUUUUUACGACGUGGUUACAACAUAAUGACGUAGCUUUUAACUCGAAACGUCACACCGAGGCAGCCGAGAGCUUUCUCAUCGUCCUCUUGCGAGCUUCAAAUAAUCGUUAACGUGUUAUUUUCUCUCUUUACAUUUACUAGAUUUUAUUUUACGUUCAGACUUUAUUGUACACAUGUUAUCGUUGUUUUUUAA
Formica exsecta is the source of this 1072-nucleotide messenger RNA. RefSeq lists its product as uncharacterized. NCBI's taxonomy places the organism in Eukaryota, Metazoa, Arthropoda, Insecta, Hymenoptera, Formicidae. Bases 65 to 580 code for a protein of 171 amino acids. The record is from RefSeq and is a predicted model, not a curated record. The transcript has 3 exons.